This is a messenger RNA of Dictyostelium purpureum, 1110 nucleotides long. RefSeq lists its product as uncharacterized. The transcript has 3 exons. The coding region runs from base 1 to 1110 and encodes 369 amino acids. The record is from RefSeq and is a predicted model, not a curated record. Gene Ontology annotation, molecular function: protein binding. Lineage: Eukaryota; Evosea; Eumycetozoa; Dictyosteliales; Dictyosteliaceae.
AUGUCAAAGAUUAUAGAAAAAAAAUUAAAUGGUCAUAAAGACACAGUUUUAAGUGUUGCAUGCCAUAAUAAACAAGAAAUAUGCUCAACAGGUUCAGACGAUUGUACAGUUAGAAUAUGGGAUUUAAAAUCAAAUAAAACAAUCAAAUGUAUUGGAAAAGAGGCAUUUAAUGAUAACCCAAUUAAUAAUGUUUGUUUUGAUGAUGAUUAUUUAUUAUAUUGUUCAUAUGACAAUAUAAUAUUAUCAUUUGAUUUAAGACAACCCAACAUAAUUUUAAAACAAUUUUAUAAACAAUAUAAAUAUAAUAACUCGGAAAUUAAUCAAUUAAAUUUUGAUUCUAAAUUUCAAUAUUUAGGAGCAUGCGAUGAUUCAGGUCAAACUAAAAUUAUAGAUUUACAAAAAGACAAAUUAGCCGAAACUCUUUCAAAAAAACAUUUAAAUAUUUGUUCAAGUGUUGUAUUUAAACCAAAUUCAAAGAAUGAAUUAAUUACAGGUUCAAUGGAUUUUUCAAUUAUACAUUGGGAUUUUCUUAAAUCAAAAGUUUUACAUAGAGAAAGUUUUAAUCCUCCAAUUCCUUUAACAAAAAAUAAAAAUAAAAAAGAUAAUAAUAGUAAUAAUGGUGACGAUGGUGAUAAUGAUUGUAGCCAACCUGCAACAACCAAUCAAAUGUUAAAUCCACCUUUUGUAAAUAGUAUAGAUAUAUCAAAUAAUUCAAAACAUGUUUCAGUUGGUCUAGGUAAUGGUGAUUUAAUUAUUAAUGAAAUUUCAAGCUUUAAACAAUAUCUUAAAAUUAACUGUGCCCAUAAGUCAUCAAUUUCACAAGUACAAUAUCCAAAAUAUUUAGAAAAUAAUUAUGAUACUUUAAUUACAGUGGGUAAUUAUGAUAAAAAGAUUAUACUUUGGGAUGUAUCUGAAGAAUGCAAUGAAAGAGUAUCAAAACUACCAAUUUCAGAUGAUCAAAAUAAUCCGAUUGAUAAUAAUAACGAAAGAAUUAAGUUAUGGACUACCCAUUCCGAAAAAAUUAAUUGUUUGACAACUUCACCAAUAAUAAAUAAUAAUAUUUUUAUUGCUGAUAUUUCAAAUGAUUUAUCAAUCUUAUCAGUCCAAUAA